AUGCUAAAAAAGAGAGACAAUGACUCUUAAGGGAGAGGCUCAACAGCUUCAGAUGGGGAAAUUCUUGCCUAUUAUUUUGGAAAGGCACUUGCAUCACCAUUUGAAGUAAAAUCAAACGACGAAGAAAUCAGGAGCGAAGGUUUCAGAACUCCGUAACAACCAGGAGAGCAGUAUAUAGAUCAAGCUGAAAGCAAUAAAGAUAGAUUUACAUUCUUGCAAGCUGAAGCGGGAUUAUCCCAUACAUUGCUACUAAAUAAAAAAGGAGAAGUCUUUUCAUUUGGAGAAGGACUUCAAGGUCAAUUGGGGAUAGGUCAGAAAUUAAUUCAUUUACAAAAAGCAACUCAAGUUAUGAUAAAAAACGGACCUAAAAAGUAGCAGAAAAUUACUAGAUUGGUUGCAUCAGGUUAUAAUUCUGCAGCAUUCGAUAAGAAUGGUCGUAUUUGGAUGUGGGGUGGACUAGAGCCUAUCAAUGUUGAAUUUGAAGUUGUGCAUAAAGAUAAAAAUGAUGAGCCUGGGAUUCAAUUAGAGCCAUUCUUAGAUGAUAACAAAAACCACAGGAAAAUUAACACAGAAUAUAUAAUUGAAUUUGAAAACAUAUCAUGGGGAAUGGAUCAUUGCUUAUUUCUAGAUAAAAAACGUAGGGUAUUUUCAAUGGGCUUUGGUAGACAUGGAAGGCUAGGUUAAGGAGAUGAAAAAGACUUAUUGAAACCGAAAAUGAUCAGAACUUUAGAGGGUAAGAAGGUUAUUGAUGUGCAAUGUGGCUUACAUCACUCAAUGGCUGUAACUGAUGAAGGAGAUGUAUACACUUGGGGAGUAGGUGGAUAAGGUAGAUUAGGUUUAGGUUAUGAUGAGGAUACUCGCUCAAACCUCAAUUAAUUUUUGCCUAAGAAAAUAGAGUAUGAUUUUGAAGAUAACUAAUUGAUGAAUGUCUCAUGCGGUGAGACAGUCAAUUGUAUUGCAAUUAAGGCAGGUACUCUGUUUACGUGGGGUAAAGGUCAACACGAAAAGCCUAAAUUUGAUGAUUAUAUUGAGUAUUCUUCUCCUUUUCCUAUGAUUGAAGAUAAGUAAAUAACUUAUGUUUCUUGUGGAGCAUCUCAUGUAAUGUGUAUUGAUAGAAACGGUAGAUUAUUUGGGUGGGGUUAAGGAGCUGAAGGAUGUCUGGGAUUCGGGGAUGGAAAGAAAAGAUUGAGUGUCUGUCCUAUAUCUUUCUUUGAAAAUAAGCGUGUGAUAGAUGUGUCGUGUGGAGAUAAGUUUACUGUAGUUAUAGCUGAGGUGCUCCAAGAUAAAAAAUAGAAUAAUGCUUUAGGAGGAAUCUUCAACAAUAAUGGAGAUAUUGACCUAGCAGCUGGUGUAAGAGCUAGAAUGCAGAAAAUGAAACACGUUUAAGAAGGAUAGAAGAGUGUGAGAAAAACACUUUGUGGUGGUGAUCAUGUUUCAGAAUAAUUAAGAUAAAAAAUCAUGGGAGUACUAGUUAAAAACAAAGAAAGAUAAGCAUCAAACCGUGAUAAUGAGUCUAGAAAUAAUUACAGUACUAUGAGUUAAAUCGAAUAAAAUAGAAGAAUAUCACUUCCAACAAUUAAAACUCACGCUUAAAAUAAUUUUAACACUAUUAAUGCAGAAAACCAGAAUGAUGAUUUUAAACAAUCUUUUACAAUCUCACAUAAUUAAGAAAUCAGAAAGGUUAAGCUUAUGGACAAGAAUUAAAACAAAGGUAGCAGAUUAAAUCCAGCCAUCAAAGAUAUCAUAAAUAAAUCUAAUUAGAAAACAAGGCCAAGCCAUAGAGGUGCAAAUUAAAAUCAAACUAUGAUAAUUCAAAAUGAAUUAAUAAACGAUGAAUCUCUAACUUACUUUAUUUAGAACAAUUUCAAGACUCGUGGGGGUACACCUAUGAAGAAUACUCGCUGGAAAACUGCCUUUUAUGUUGAUGAAGUAUGCGCUGAUAAACAUAAGAUCAUGAAGAAGUUAAGGAAAAUAAAUUACAACGAGUAUUUCGGCAAUAACUUCUAAGUAUCAAGAAUAGAUCCUUAAUUCAAAGAUUUAGAAAACUAAGAGAAAGUAAAAGUUAUUGAUAACGUCAUAGACUUUCUCUUCUAAGAUCUUAAGGCAUUGCGAAACAAAAAGAGGUAGGAGGAAUCCUCGAAAGAUGACAAAAGUGAAAGCAGAGCAAAGGAACUUGGUCUUCAAUAAAUGACAUAAUUUGAAAUGGCUAUUGCAAAUGACCCCUAAAGAGUAACAAAUUAUAGUCCAUUCCUUGCUGAUAUAAAUUACCACAAACUUAGGAAGAAAAAUAUACAUCUAAGUCCUUCAAUCGUAUACAAGAGACCCGAAAAUAAGUUAUAUAUUGGUGGAAAUACUUUAAGAAGUAUUAAAAAGGAUGAGGCUAGGGCGAAAAGUAUAAUGCGCUGA
Molecule: messenger RNA, 2406 nt
Organism: Stylonychia lemnae
Lineage: Eukaryota; Ciliophora; Spirotrichea; Sporadotrichida; Oxytrichidae
Source: the annotation of a GenBank genome assembly